Molecule: messenger RNA, 4005 nt
Organism: Penicillium argentinense
Lineage: Eukaryota; Fungi; Ascomycota; Eurotiomycetes; Eurotiales; Aspergillaceae
Exons: 15
Coding region: 1-4005 (1334 amino acids)
Source: RefSeq, a predicted model, not a curated record
AUGUCGGAAACCAAUGUAGACAUCCCAACGGCCACAGGGGAUAAUCCAGUUGCAGAACCAACAGCCGAAAACGGUGACAAUAGAGAAACGGCGCCAGAAAAGAAAGAUGUGAUCAAAAACGAUGGCAAGCUUCUACUCACUGUCAUCAAGUACAACAAGAUAGAAGGAAAAGCAAUGUCCGGGGGUAAACUGGCACCGUCACCAUCGCAGCUGGCGACAUCUGCCCUGGCCAUCGUCAGAAUUUAUCUACUGAACGAGGGACAUCUCUCAAAGGACGAUGGGAACAAACCUUUCUGCACCAAGGAUGGUAUUGAAGUGACCGAUGAGAUUACUUUCGACAAUUACAUGGAGGAAAGCCCCAAUGCAUCGACGAGCACUUCUGAACAAUCUGGAAAUGCCGCCGAAGCCGAAGAGUCUCACGACAAAACCGCCAAUAAAAAUGCGAAACCCGUGAAACACAAUAUCUACAUCCUGACCAAGAAAAGGAGCAGAGAGUUGGACUCGAUCGCAGACGCAUUCAUCAAAAAGGGCGUUGACCUUACCAACACAGGGACAGUCGACUUUUUAGAGGCCCCGACUGGAAAGCCUCUGACUUCCAGUUUUGAGAGCAGCAGCUGGGCAGCUGAAGAAAGUAGGACUAUUGUUCAGCCUGUCAAUAUGACCGAAAAGGAAUGGGGAAUUGUCAUGCGUACCAAUAACCUCCUGUGCGGUCAGUACUUGCGAACUGGCCCCAUUGACAAAGUCAUCAAAGUCCAAGGCCAACCGGAUAUCAAACGACCAAGCACGGGGAUUGUUGAUGUAAAAAGAUCGUAUUAUUCAGUAUUUGCCGUGAAACCGAGAAUGCUGCCGGAAUACGACAUCACAUUCAAACUCACCGAAAAGGCAUCCAAGGAGAUGCAUAAACUCGGCAUUCCACAUCCAGGGCACUCUUUCCGCAUCCCCCGAUUCCAGAUAAAGGACGCGUCUCAGGUCCGCGUGUUCGAGACCAAGGGCUCUCUGGAAACAACAAUGGCUGAAAGUAGCUUUUCAUCAAAGUCGGUCGAUGCUGCUGUUGGCGGAUCGGGUUUUGGUUUCAGCGCUGCUGUAAAGGGAGGUGCGAGCUGGGGUACUGACGACAAGAGUGCGAGUUCCAAGUUCAAUGACUCGAGUUAUAUGCACGUUGUCUACGAGUUUCCACGCGUGGAGCUAAUUCUGAACGAAGAAAAUCUGGAAUUAAGUGACGAGUGCAAAAAGGAUGUUGAAAACUUGCGAAACAGACGUACCUUGAAGGAGUUGACUCAUUUUGAAGAGAGAUACGGCAACUUCUUCGCCCGCAGUAUUCACCUGGGAGGCAAGUUGAUUUCCAUCGAGGAAUCCGACUCUGUUGCGGGCUCUUCUGUGGAGGAGAAAAAGAAGAUGCUCAAGGCAGCAGCCAGUGCUUCGGUAUCUGGCUAUGGCUUCCAGGCCGAAGUCAACUAUAGCCAGACAGAGAACUCUGGGACUAAGAAAACGUCCACGGAGAAGAAAAUGACUCACUCCAUGUCUUGGUCGGCGAAUGGAGGAGAUACAACUCUCUGCAACAAUCCACCAAAAUGGUGUUCCACGGUGUCCGACUUCUAUAACUGGAGAGUCAUGAAGCAAGAUGAUGUCGUCAAUCUCUACGAGUUAAUGGGAAAACUACCUGGUUACGAGGACAUUCCGAAGCUGAUUUAUAACAUCAUUCAUCUGAACCCGGAGCUUACAAGUCUGGUCCAGUUUUCGCUUCAUCUGGAGGCUGGGAGCCACAACGGUCCUAGGGUUGUUACCUUUGGAGAGGACACUGAACGAGAGAUAGCGCCUCUGGACAUGGAUCCUCUGAACCACGAUCAGAACCAGAAUGCCCAGGUAAAAGUUACACGGGACAACAAGGGUCCGAAAGGGGAUAUUCAGGACAACGUGCAUUCCCUACGGCAGCAUCGGAAAGAGCUCAUCUCGGAGAUUAAGUUUUCAAAAGCAAAAGCCGGCGAGUAUUCCACCGUUUUUGGUAUUCCUAUCAGCAAUGACCAAUCCAACGUUUCCAUCGAGGGAAAGGAUAGCGCUGGGGUUUCGCAUCCUCGGUUCAAAUACGGCGUCAAAUACCCCAUCCACUACUUGGUUAAUGCAACAAACGGAGAAGAAGAAGAAGUUCUGCUGCACAGUCUUCAGAUCGGCGGUGACGGGUCGUCCAAACCCUUCCUCUAUGGCAAACACGAUACAGCCUCGAACAUCAUGGUUGAAUUCGAACCAAUCUACGAGACAACAAAGAAGAAGACGACACCGAUUGCCCAGAAUGACAAGGUCCGGCUGAGAUUUUCCUAUCUACCGACAGAUGCUGCUGUCCACCGCGUUUCAAAUUUCCGGAUGAAAGACGUCGAUGAUAUGAUGAUGCCUAAAAGUCAGGACCUCAAAACACUGGCUGCUCAGCUGCCUGGAAUACCUGAGCCUCGGCCCCCCAUACCACACCUCCCGUUUCAAUAUUAUUUGAAACCCCUUGAAAAAAAACGGAAGUGGGUCGCCGACUCGAUGAGGGCUUACGGAUAUAGUCCGAGUUAUCAAGCAACGUUGGAUAAACUUGAUCGAGAAAUCUCUAAUUAUAAAGGAUCGGACGCAUAUAAAAAGGCCCAAGCGGAGUACGAUGUUAAGCUGGAGCAUUACAACCGCGCCAAACUGAUAUAUGAUCAAAGGAUGAAAGAAUAUGACCAGAGUCUGGAAGAGAAACUGAAGAAGGCCAGACAGGAGACACGGAGUCUCAAGGAAGAAUGGGAACAGCAUCAGAGAGACAAGAACAAACUCGUGGUUUUUGAUGAAUUCACCUUCCAGGUGGAGUAUUGUGAUGCUAAAAACGGAAAGAACCUCGGAAAGGCGAUCGAAGCGGCUGAGAAGGCAUUGGCGGCUGAGAAGGCAGCGAAAGCCGCAGAAGCAGCUGAACAGGCCGCUGAACAGGCUGGACAGGCUGCCGAGGAGGCAAAACAGAAGGCCAAGGCAGCAGCAGAAAAGGCCCAUGAUGAAGAGGUUGAGAAACGGAAGAAAUUGCUUUUCCCUGGUUUCUACUUUCUUCAGGGCUAUGAGCAAUGGCUGGCACAGAAGAAGAAGCUCGAACGGACGGCAUGCCUAUUGGACGAUGGGAAGGCAGCCACACUGCGUGAGGAUAUAAAGACCAAAGACAAGAACAUGACGAUGUGUGCAGAGUGGGACUUGGACGAAGAUAUACUGACAGCCAUGUCUAAGAUCGGGGACAAUCCUUUCUGGGUCCCAGCAAUGGCUGUAGUCAAGGUACCCGGUACGCAGCAGAUUCUGCAUUACCUUGAACCGGUCCUACGAGCGAACACCGAGCUUCGGGUUGCAAACGCCGAACUUGGGGAGGAAUGCAAACGCAUGUCAGAAGCAUACAAGAACGUGGAGGCCAUCGCGGCCGAAGCAGCGUUAUAUCGCAAGGAACUGGAUGAAUCGCGGAAAGAGGUCCAUGAGCUCCACAAGGAGGUCGCCAACCUGAAAGAACUAAUCCAGUCGGUGUCAGUGGGGCCACCCACCACGUCGCCUAGUACUCAGGUCAGCAGCCCAGGAAGAAGCUGGGCAUCCAUCGUUUCGCAAUCGUCGUUAGCAUCGUCUAACACCCGGGCGGCGCACACUGGACUGGGCCUCCCUGCGGUGGUACUGGAUCUACGCUCUGCUAGAGAGGAUACCCAGACUCUAGUGGACGACCUCGCGCAGACACGGAAGAGGAUCUGUACCGCACUUCAGGAUGAUACUACAACUGCGGACGUCGACAUUGUGGGGGUAAAACCUACUUCGCGGUCUACGGUGAAGAUCUUUGUCGACUCGGAGGAAAGCGUCGCGAAUCUUCGCCAGGCAACGCACUGGUUAGACUCCCUACCACGUGCUAAGCUGCAGGGCGAACAAUGGUUCCCCAUCAAAUUGAACGAUGUCAAGAAGGAAAGUGUCUUUGAAGCGUCUGGGGCGCAACGGGAAGAUUUCGCAAGAAGCUUCCAAGACGAGAACGAUGUCUGA